Molecule: messenger RNA, 1647 nt
Organism: Parus major (Great Tit)
Lineage: Eukaryota; Metazoa; Chordata; Aves; Passeriformes; Paridae
Gene: WNT8A
Product: Wnt family member 8A
Exons: 6
Coding region: 111-1184 (357 amino acids)
Biological process (GO): cell fate commitment; neuron differentiation; canonical Wnt signaling pathway
Cellular component (GO): extracellular region
Molecular function (GO): frizzled binding; cytokine activity
Source: RefSeq, a predicted model, not a curated record
UUGCUCCAUCCCCAUAGCUCACCUUGGGAAGGAGUGGAGGGAGGCAGCCCUGCUUGUGCAGAGACCUACAGAGCAGCCAAAGGGAUCCAACCCCACUCCUUGUGACAGCCAUGAAGAGAAGCACCCUCCUCAUCCUUUCCAUCACAGGGGUCUACAGUGCCAUUCUCCACACAGCAGCAUGGUCUGUGAAUAACUUUCUGAUGACAGGACCUAAGGCUUACCUGACGUUCUCCAGCAGUGUGGCAGCCGGGGCACACAGUGGGAUGGAGGAGUGCAAGUUCCAGUUCGGGUGGGAGCGCUGGAACUGCCCCGAGAGCGCCCUGCAGCUCUCCACCCACAACCGGCUCCGCAGCGCUACCCGGGAAACCUCCUUCGUGCAUGCCAUCAGCUCAGCCGGGGUCAUGUACACCCUCACCAGGAACUGCAGCCUGGGAGACUUUGAGAGCUGCGGCUGUGAUGACUCCAGGAACGGCCGUGUCGGUGGCCGAGGCUGGGUCUGGGGAGGAUGCAGUGACAAUGUGGAGUUUGGGGAGAAGGUUUCCAAGCUCUUCGUGGAUGCCUUGGAAACAGGGCAUGAUACCCGUGCGCUGAUUAACCUGCACAACAAUGAAGUGGGGAGACUUGCAGUGAAAGACACAAUGAAGAGAGCCUGCAAGUGCCACGGGGUGUCAGGCAGCUGCAGCAUCCAGACCUGCUGGCUGCAGCUCGCCGAGUUCCGCGAGAUUGGCAACUACCUGAAGAUCAAAUACGACCAAGCCCACAAGCUGGAGAUGGACAAGAGGCGCGUGAGAGCUGGCAACAGCGCCGACAGCCGCGGCGCCACGGCAGAGACCUUCCACCACAUCCACGCCACGGAGCUCGUCUUCCUGGAGGACUCCCCCGACUACUGCACAAGGAAUGCCAGCCUGGGCCACCACGGCACCGAGGGCCGCGAGUGCCUACAGACUGGCAAGAACCUCUCACAGUGGGAGAAGAGGAGCUGCCGGCGGCUCUGCACCGAGUGCGGCCUGCGAGUGGAGGAGCGGAGGACGGAGGUGGUGGCCAGCUGCAACUGCAAGUUCCACUGGUGCUGCACGGUGCGCUGCGAGCAGUGCCGGACGCUGGUGGCCAAGCAUUUCUGCACCCGCCGUGACUCCGCUGCCCCCAACCACAUCAGGCAGAGGAACAGGGGGCACAGGAGAUAGGGGACACUUUGGUGUCCUCACACAAGGGGAAGGAGCGUCCUGGGGUCCAGAGGGUUGUGUGCACCGUGUGAAGUGAUGGGGUCUCCUGUGGAUGGAUGCAGUGGGAUUAGGAAGCACAAGGCGCGGGCGCUGAGGGAUCAUGGUCCAUCUUGCUUCCAUGUUUUUUCCUCAACAUUUACCAGUAGCUUCUUUCUUCUUGGGAGUCACUUUAUCUGUGUAUUGGACAGAGGGGAGGAAUGUCAUGGUUUUGGUGGGCUCAACCCCUUAUGUCCUUGCCAGUGGGUUUGCCAAUGGCAGAAGUGGGGCUCUGGCCCUGCAGCCAGAGGUGGGAACAGGUGCUGUGGCCAAAAGCAGGUCCAGCCAGGUGAUCCCAUCUGUGCAGCUUCAGGUCCCAGCCGUUCAUGCACAGCAGCUGCUUGGCAGCAUUUCUGGAGGAAAACUUAUGCACUUUGUGAUGUAAGAG